This is a messenger RNA of Guyanagaster necrorhizus, 1395 nucleotides long. RefSeq names its product MFS general substrate transporter. NCBI's taxonomy places the organism in Eukaryota, Fungi, Basidiomycota, Agaricomycetes, Agaricales, Physalacriaceae. The transcript is spliced from 11 exons. Gene Ontology annotation, biological process: transmembrane transport. Gene Ontology annotation, molecular function: transmembrane transporter activity. The record is from RefSeq and is a predicted model, not a curated record. The coding region runs from base 1 to 1395 and encodes 464 amino acids.
AUGAGCUCUUCAGGUCCGACGAAGGACUUUGGGUUAAUCCCUAUUCCUCAAAGACUCUGCUACGAUGCAACGCGGCCGUUUCCUGAAUUCGGUAUCGGCCUCAACCUACUUUUCGCAUUUGCGUGUACUUUUGUUGUGGCGAAUCUGUAUUACUGCCAGCCAUUGCUAAUUCAGUUUUCCGAGUAUUUUGGCGUGUCGUAUCUCGAUUCCUCGAGAGCGCCCACUAUUCUUCAAGCUGGAUACGUCCUAGGCCUCUUCUUCCUAGCGCCUCUAGGUGACCUGCUCAGGCGCCGUCAAUUGAUCCUUGGUCUCCUCCUCUGUUCCACCGCUCUCACACUCUGCCUUGCCCUCGUCCACAACUGGACCGCUUUCCUCGUUCUCUCCUUCCUGGCAGGCACGGUUAAUAUCGUGCCACAAGUUCUCCUCCCCCUAGUAGCGGACGUGGCUCCUCCCUCCAGACGUCACUUCUUUAUAUCCAUUGUUGUCUCUGGGCUCAUCAUGGGGCUCUUGGUCGCGCGGGUCUUUGCUGGGAUCAUAGCCCAGUAUACAGACUGGCGGAUAGUGUACUACUUUGCGGUGGGUGUACAGGUAGUAGUGUUGGUUGCAUGUUACGCGAUGAUCCCGGAUUAUCCAGCAAAGACGGGGAACGACCUGAUAUAUUGGGAACUUCUAGUGUCAAUGAUGAAGCUCGCAGUGGGGGAGCCGCUGUUGAUUCAGUCAUGUCUAGCGAACCUACUUGCAGCAGCGGGCUUCUCGAAUUUGUGGGUCACGCUGACGUUCUUGCUGGGUGGUCCACCGUAUAAUUACUCCACCCUGAUAGUGGGACUUUUUGGACUUGUAGGAAUCACUGGCGUUUGUAUGACGCCGCUUGCAAGUCUGUUCUUCGAUAAGCUGCAUCCAUGGCAUGGCUCGGUGUUGGGCUGUAUAGUUUAUGGUUGUUUCCAGAGUCUCCUGGUGGGCGCGGCCGGGAUUCAUAUUGUUCCUGUCGUUUUGGCUACAGUAGGUAUAGAUGUCUUUUGCCGGAUUCUACAAGUCUCCCUUCAGAUGUCAAUACUCAGCAUUUCAGUGGAUGCUAGUGCUCGAUUAAAUUCCCUGUCCCUGAUAUCGGUCUUCCUUGGUCAAGUGAUGGGCGCGGAUGUUGGUUCGCGUGUAUUUCUGACAGCUGGAUGGCGAGCCGGGGCAGGGUUAUCACUGGGAUGGACUGGUAUCUGCCUCGUCUUACUUCUCGUACGUGGACCACAUUGUAGGCGCAACACCUGGUUCGGAUACGAAGGCGGGCUUGGGAUGAGGAAGAGUGCUGAACCGAUGCAUGAACAGUCAGAGACCGGUGAGAAAGGAAGCACCGCAAAGGACAGCUCGGAUAAAGGUCCAGAAGUCGCCUCUAUUUCUACAUAA